This is a messenger RNA of Nicotiana attenuata, 2748 nucleotides long. RefSeq names its product probable methionine--tRNA ligase. Gene Ontology annotation, cellular component: aminoacyl-tRNA synthetase multienzyme complex; cytosol. The coding region runs from base 152 to 2569 and encodes 805 amino acids. The transcript is spliced from 17 exons. NCBI's taxonomy places the organism in Eukaryota, Viridiplantae, Streptophyta, Magnoliopsida, Solanales, Solanaceae. Gene Ontology annotation, molecular function: methionine-tRNA ligase activity; tRNA binding; ATP binding. The record is from RefSeq and is a predicted model, not a curated record. Gene Ontology annotation, biological process: methionyl-tRNA aminoacylation.
GAGAACCUCAUUCCGUUAAUUUAUUCAGUCUAUAAAUUAUAACGCUUCUCUUACCUUAAACAGUAGCAUUCUCUAUUCUUCGUCUUCUUCAUCUGCUUUUCAAUUAUAGCCAAAAAAAACCUCUUUUAAACCCUAGCAGAUCUCUCAAAAAAUGGGCGAAAAUUGCAAAACAUUUCCGAAACUCCCAAUCCCAGGCAAACGAAACAUCCUAAUUACUAGCGCUUUGCCUUAUGUCAAUAACGUUCCUCACCUUGGCAAUAUUAUUGGAUGUGUAUUGAGUGCUGACGUGUUUGCGAGAUACUGUAGACUUAGAGGAUACAAUGCAAUAUACAUGUGUGGUACAGAUGAGUAUGGGACUGCUACAGAGACUAAAGCUUUGGAGGAAAAUUGUACUCCUAAGGAAAUUUGUGACGAAUAUCAUGCUAUUCAUAAAGAAGUCUAUAAAUGGUUUGACAUAAGCUUUGAUGAAUUUGGACGCACAUCAACGCCACAGCAGACAGAAGUUUGUCAAGCAAUUUUCAAGAAGCUCUUUGAGAAUAAUUGGCUUUCUGAGAAUACAAUGCAACAGCUUUACUGUGACACUUGCAAAAAGUUCUUAGCUGAUAGACUUGUAGAGGGUAACUGUCCAACACCAGGUUGCAACUAUGAUUCUGCACGAGGAGAUCAAUGUGAAAAGUGUGGGAAACUUUUAAAUCCCACAGAACUAAUGGAGCCAAAAUGCAAGGUUUGUCGCAACACUCCAUGUAUCCGAGAUACAGACCAUUUGUUUCUUGAGCUCCCUUUGCUGAAGGAUAGAUUAGAAGCAUAUGUCAACAACAUGUCAGUGGCUGGGGGAUGGAGUCAGAAUGCUAUCUACACAACACAUGCGUGGCUUAGAGAAGGACUUAAACCAAGAUGUAUAACUAGAGAUUUGAAAUGGGGGGUUCCAGUACCACAUGAAAAAUACAAGGAUAAGGUUUUCUAUGUGUGGUUUGAUGCUCCUAUUGGAUAUGUUUCAAUCACCUCAUGCUAUACAACCGAGUGGGAGAAGUGGUGGAAGAAUCCAGAUGAUGUGGAACUGUAUCAGUUUAUGGGCAAGGACAAUGUGCCUUUUCACACUGUAAUAUUCCCAUCUACGCUUCUCGGAACUGGUGAAAACUGGACGCUUAUGAAAACUAUCAGCGUAACAGAAUAUUUGAACUAUGAAGCAGGCAAAUUCUCUAAGAGCAAGGGUAUAGGAGUUUUUGGUAAUGAUGCAAAAGAUACAAAUAUUCCUGUAGAAGUAUGGAGAUAUUACUUGCUGACAAACAGGCCAGAGGUCUCAGACACUUUAUUUACAUGGGCAGACCUACAAGCAAAGUUAAACAGUGAGUUGCUAAGCAACUUAGGCAAUUUUGUCAAUAGAGUCUUGAGCUUCAUCGCAAAAGAUUCAGCUUCAGGUUAUGGUUCCAUUAUUCCCGAUGUUGAAGGAGCGGAAUCACAUCCCUUGACAAAGGCAUUGGGUGAAAAAGUUGGAAAUUACGUGGAGCAGUAUAUAGAAGCCAUGGAGAAGGUUAAAUUAAAGCAAGGCUUGAAGGUUGCGAUGUCUGUUUCUGGUGAAGGAAACGGUUAUCUGCAGGAAAGUCAGUUUUGGAAACUUUACAAGGAAGAUAGGCGUUCGUGUUCCAUAGUGAUGAGAACUGCUUGUGGUCUAGUCUAUCUUCUGGCAUGUCUUUUAGAGCCAUUUAUGCCAUCCUUUUCACGUGAGGUGCUUAAGCAGCUCAACUUGCCUCCUGAAACACAACUUUCACUGGCUGAUGAAAAAGGUGACGUUGCCAAUAGCAAAAGACCAUGGAACAUUAUACCUGCAGGUCACAAAAUUGGAACACCAGCACCAUUGUUCAAGGAGCUGAAAGAUGAAGAAGUUGAAUUCUACAGAGAGAAGUUUGCAGGAAGUCAGGCAGAUAGGGCAGAUAGGGCUCUGAAGGCAGAAACUGAUGCCAAAAAGAUGGCUGAACAACUGAACAAAACAAAAAUAUCAGAUGGUAAUAAGAAGGAACGUGCAAAAAAAUCUUCUGAAACCAAAUCUAAGGCCCCAGCCACUGUCGAAGGAGAAAUUUCCAUUAGUAGACUUGACAUUCGCGUUGGUCUCAUAACGAAGGCACAAAAACAUCCUAAUGCUGAUUCAUUGUACGUGGAAGAGAUUGAUGUUGGUGAAGCUCUGCCCAGAACUGUUGUUAGUGGCCUUGUAAACUAUAUUCCACUUGAGGAGAUGCAGAAUCGGAAGGUCUGCGUUCUAUGCAACCUAAAACCAGUUAGCAUGAGGGGGAUAAAGUCCCAGGCAAUGGUUCUUGCUGCGUCUAAUAGCGAUCACACUAAGGUUGAAUUAGUUGAGCCACCUAAAGAUGCUGCAAUUGGGGAACGAGUUACAUUCCCGGGGUUUGAUGGCAAGCCUGAUGAUGUCUUGAACUCUAAGAAGAAGAUUUGGGAAACUGUUCAGUUGGAUCUGCAUACAAAUAAGGAGUUGGUUGCCUGCUAUAAAGAUUUACCAUUCACUACAUCAUCUGGUAUUUGCAAAGUUGCAUCCAUUUCUGAAGGAUCAAUUAGGUAGACUGAUUCUUUGGUUCAUUUAUUAGGAAAAAGGAAUGUAAUACCUUCCUUUGCUUUUAAAGUGUUUUCUUGUUUAGUUCUCUGAUAGUUAACAAACUUACUGUUAUCAAUUGUUGGCAAUAUUACCACAGUUGCUAAAGUUUUGAAUCAAUUAAUAAUGGCACGUCGCGACUUCCUUUC